This is a messenger RNA of Rhincodon typus (whale shark), 462 nucleotides long. RefSeq names its product mitochondrial contact site and cristae organizing system subunit 13 (gene micos13). NCBI's taxonomy places the organism in Eukaryota, Metazoa, Chordata, Chondrichthyes, Orectolobiformes, Rhincodontidae. The transcript is spliced from 3 exons. The record is from RefSeq and is a predicted model, not a curated record. Gene Ontology annotation, biological process: cristae formation. The annotation marks the transcript as partial. Gene Ontology annotation, cellular component: MICOS complex; mitochondrial crista junction.
UGAGGUUGAAUUCAUGUUCAUAUUUUGUUUUUCCUAAUGGUUUUGUUUCAAGGUUCUUCACAAAGUUUGGGAUAAUUGGAGGCUCUGUGUACAUUAUUUAUGACCAGGACUUAUUUGGAAAUGGGGAGCGCAGUUUGGAGAUAUUGAAGACUACGUCAAAUGUGCUACCCGUUGCUAUGGAUCACUGGGCCAAGUAUUUUGGUGUGGAGCUACCAGAGGUUCCCAAGCUGAACGUUCCCAUUAAUGAGUACUGGAAUACAGGUGUUGAAGCUACCGCAGGCUUCUUGUCAGCUGCACCUACAAAAUGUAACGAAUACACUCAGAAAGGUUGGCAAUACGUCAAAAACCUCACCAACAAAACAGAGUAAACAGCUCCAUCAUUAUAAUAGUUUUUGUUCAUGACCACAAACUGUAACAAAAUGUAAAUAAUUACAUGAUGGUAAUAAAAUGUGUUUGAAUUUA